This is a messenger RNA of Acytostelium subglobosum LB1, 1320 nucleotides long. RefSeq lists its product as hypothetical. Gene Ontology annotation, molecular function: pyridoxal phosphate binding; transaminase activity. The transcript has a single exon. Bases 1 to 1320 code for a protein of 439 amino acids. Lineage: Eukaryota; Evosea; Eumycetozoa; Acytosteliales; Acytosteliaceae. The record is from RefSeq and is a predicted model, not a curated record. Gene Ontology annotation, biological process: amino acid metabolic process; biosynthetic process.
AUGCAACAGCAAUCAGAUAUUCUAAGCAAAGUUACUUCUAGACUCCAGAACUCGUUGUUUAUCCCAUUCGACACAAUUAUGGAGAACAACAACACCGCUGCCUCCACCAACAAACCAUCUCUCUUUGAGGGAGUUCCAUUGGCACCUGCCGACCCAAUUCUCGGCGUGUCUGUUGCUUUCAAGGCCGAUCCAUCACCCAACAAGGUUGAUGUUUCAGUCGGCGCCUACCGUGACGACAACGGCAAGCCCGUCGUCUUGAAGUGCGUACUUGAAGCAGAGAGACGUCUGCUCGGUGCCAGCAAAGAGUACCUCACCAUCGAUGGUAUCCCAGAGUUCAACAGAGCAUCAGCACAGCUUCUUUACGGUGAUGCUAUGAAGGGACAAGAGAAGCGCAUGGUUACAGUCCAAUCGCUCUCUGGUACUGGUGCACUCCGUAUCGGUAUCAUCUUCAUCCGCAAAUACCUCCCAGCCGGCACGACUGUCUAUGCCUCCCGUCCAACAUGGACCAACCACCACAACAUCUGCAAGGAGUCUGGUGUGCCUUCAAAAGAGUACGCCUACUAUGACAACAAGAACAACCGCCUCGACUUUGAGGGCAUGCUCAGAGACAUGGAGAACGCACCCAACGGCUCAGUCUUCCUUCUGCAUCUGUGCGCCCACAACCCAACUGGAUGUGACCCAACCAAUGAGCAGUGGGGUAUCAUCGCCGACUUGAUGGAGAAGAAGAAGCACAUCCCAUUCAUUGACUGUGCCUAUCAAGGUUACGCAAGUGGUGACCUCGAUCGCGAUGCCUACUCGGCUCGUCUGUUCUUCAAGCGUGGAUUCGAGAUGUUCUCAUCUCAGUCGUACUCCAAGAACUUUGGCCUCUAUGGAGAGCGUGCCGGUGCCCUCACUAUUGUCUCCAAUAACCCAGAGAACGUGCCCAAGAUGUUGUCACAGAUUAAGAUGGACAUCCGUGCCAUGUAUUCCAACCCUCCAACCCAUGGUGCCCGUAUUGUCGCCACUGUCCUUGCCGACCCAGAGCUCCACGCUCUCUGGAUCACCGAGCUCAAGCAAAUGUCCAACAGAAUCAUUCAGAUGCGUCAGGCACUCUUGGAUGCUUUGCGUGUCAGGAAUGUCCCAGGCGACUGGACUCACAUCACUAGCCAGAUUGGAAUGUUCACCUACACUGGUCUCACUGCACCCCAAGUGGAGUUCAUCAUCAAGAAGUAUCACAUCUAUAUGUUGGGCAGUGGCAGAGUCAGUGUUGCUGGUCUUAACACCAAGAACAUUAACUAUGUGGCAGAUGCCAUCGCUGAUGCUGUUGCCAACGCCAAGUAA